Molecule: messenger RNA, 4021 nt
Organism: Ceutorhynchus assimilis (cabbage seed weevil)
Lineage: Eukaryota; Metazoa; Arthropoda; Insecta; Coleoptera; Curculionidae
Source: the annotation of a GenBank genome assembly
AAUUAUAGAAGCAAUAUUAUCGACUCCUUCCACUAUACCAUCAUCGCUUCCACUGCAAUUAAUCAAAUCGGCUGUAGAAGCUGUAGCUUGACUCUCCCUACUCUCCUGACUCAAAUAAGUCGAAACUGUAUCCAAACUCGGCCUCCUGCCUGAUUUUGUGCUGCUACUAUCAGCAUCCAAUAAAGUGCGGUUUUCCAACUGAUUAGCUGCGGCAGUUGCAUUAUUAUUACUAGUAGAUUUAUGCCCAAAAAUAUUCAAGUUGCUCAAUAUAACUCUGGCCAAAUUAGUAGGUGUAUCAUUACUAGUUUUUGUUGUUUUAGAAGACUUUUUUUUGUUGCUGUUUUUUUUGUUGGAGUCAGAAUUUAGUGCUGCACUUGUGCCUAUAACUUUAGCCGCUUGAUUAGCUUGCGGGUAGGUUUUUCUCAAGUCAGCAUUUCUUCUGCCAGUUACCGGAGCCAGUUCCUCUAGCCUGACUUUAACCAGAGGAUAAGGGGCUUGUUUGAUUCGCCUCACACUUCUAACGUAACCGUUUGCCAGCCACAUUUGAGUCAAAUUGCUAAAGUUAAUUACAUAAGGAAAGCCUAAAUGCGUUUUACUCAUGUCAAUGGUUUGGUCUCCUUUGGCCCAAGCUUCUUCUAUUAAGCAUUGAAUAUCCAUGUCGAAAGCGUGCCAGUCGUGAUCCGAUCCUACACACUCCCAUUUGGCCCCUUUUCCUGCGGGAGACGAGGGCGGGUAACAUUUUCUACGAACAGGAACCGCUAUUUCUGAGUAUUCCAAUUCCUGAGUCAAAGUCCUCAGGUUUACGUAGUAGUUUUGCAACGUAGGGUCAGCAUCUGACAGGAUGACUCUGGUCAGUUGUUUGGCGUUGGCCCUUUCCAAAUGCUGACUUACUUCGGGAGUGUAGGGCUUCCAAUAUCCGGUUCGUAUUUCGUAUUCCCAUACAACCACUGCAUGACCAGACAUUUUUCUAUAGCUUUGUAAAAGGGUGGAAAUAAUUUAUUUGUCAAUCAUUUUUGGGUUGAGGUAAGGAGCACUGCACUGAUUUUUUUAUUUAGUGGCUACGGGGAGCCGCAGAUUAAUUUAUUUUGAUUAAUUUGACUUCAUUUUUCAGCACAGGGUUAAAUUAAUUUAUUUUUGUUUACUUUGGGUUUUUUUUUGAGGACGUCAUGUCAUGGCCGCGAGUGUCAUUAUAAGAUAACAGCUGUCAAAUCCAUAUUUACAAAAAUGGCAACCCUGUAAAUGUGAUCCACAGGGAUGCCAACAAAAAAAAGAAGACGCACUUUCAAAAUAUUUCUAGGUUAUGUCUAAUGUUAUUUGUUGUUAUGAAAUAAUUUAAACAUUUUCCUUAUUAAAAACGUUUAGUAAUGAACAAAAUAGGCUUUAUUCGAGUGCAAUUGAGACGUUAUUGUUGUGUUAAAACCCCUAAACCGUUAACGGCGCCGUUAAAAACCUUAAUACCUGAAAAGCCCCACCGGUCCUGUAUAGAUCCCCAAAAACUGCCCCCCAAAACGAAAAUCGAUGCUGACACUAUAGCGUUGCUAGAAAGAUUAUCUCUCGUUGAUUGUGCCAAUAAACAAGGCAUAGACACUUUAGAGGCUGCUAUUGAAUUUGCCGAUCAAAUUCAACAAGUCGAUACCACAGGAGUGGAACCUUUGAUAACUGUUUUAGAAGAUAUACCUCUAAGAUUAAGGGAAGACAAAAUAACUGAUGAAAAUUGCACAAGAGACGCACUAAUUAACGCCUCUUUAACAGAAGAAGAUUAUUUUGUAGCCCCACCAGGAAAUAUUCCUUUAGAAGCCAGAGAAGAUUUACUAUUUGAAAAAGAACAAUAAUAAUGUUCAAUGCUGUUAUUAGUCUCUGCGAAAAGCACGGUUUUUUAAAAAAAAUCAAGUUAGAACAGCUAAAAGUGGGCCCCACUGGCUGUCUUUUAAUGCAAAACUUAAAAAACGAAUGGUUUCACAAUACAGUUACAAACAAAGACAUCAGCGUAUUUCUUUCAGAUAAUAACGAUUUCAGAGAAACUUUGGAGUUUGCCAAAAACAUGUGCCUAGAUAGGUUACCGUUUGGAAUAGCCGAAAUUAUUAACACUAAAUCAAGUGCCCAAGAAUUUUUGGAUUAUUACACUGAGAAAGCAAAAGAUAAUAUUGAUUUCCAAAACUUGUUUGGUAACGAUAGGGUAACAUUGAAAUGCACUAUUUUUACAGCUCCUAGUGAGUCGAUUCCUUUUUUUCAUCAAUGGCAAAGACAUAGGAGAAUUUGGUGGAGAAAGUUUUCACCAAAUCCGGGCAUUUACAGUUUAUCCGACAUAAAAACCGAUAAUAACAACAUACAAAGUGUCCAAAUAAUGGCAAAUUAUCCGUGGGGAUCGCAACUUAUCGAGAGCCUCGCUUUAUAUCCCAAACCCAAAGGAAUCAUAGAUCACAAGUUCAAAUUUGGCAAAAAAUCCCUAAGUCCUCACACUGUAGUCAGCAACAUUGACAUGUCUUCAAUGUUUAUAAACACCCUCUGCGACGCUUACGCUGAGCCUGAAUAUAAAGACACCAAACGGACCUUGUUGAGGUUCCACAGAAAAUUGGCUCCUUAUAGUAUAAGUUUCUCGAUAGCUUCCGGACUACCGGCAGGUGUUUCAACUGAAUUAAACGAUUUAGCUUUAUAUUUAACUAGGCAACUAAGAACUAAACAUGUUUCAACUUUAUUUUUACCAAGCAGCUCAAAAUUAAGCUUGGACGCUCAAUGGAGGCAAUAUGAUGAACUAGGAAUACCUUAUGGGGUUUUAUUGAAUGAGAAAACUUUAAAAGAUGGGCUAGUGUUGCUUCGCAGCAGAGAUACAACAUUAAAGGAACAAGUACAUGUGACUGAUUUGGUAUCUUAUGUGGAACAAUUGUUUAAAAAUUAUUAAUAAAAGUUGAUUCUAUCCUAUGACUGUUUUUAUCAAUUCCUCUGUCACUUUCCACAAUUGCUUUGGCAAAUUUGGAUCUUGGGCUAUUUUGUAUCUGCUCACGUAAUGACAGUCUUCGAAAUGUUCUCCAGAGUAGUUUUCGAUGCCUUUUUGGAGGCUGCAGUAGAUGGUUGUCUGUGCACCUUCCAGGGAAUUCUAAAAAUGUUUUGUUAUGUUCUCAGAUUUAUUCUAUUCAAUAAUAGACAAACAUUCAGACAGAAACAUUUAAGGCAAAUUGAGAAAAAAUUGCUAGACAACUGCCAUCUUUCAGGGAUAGAUACAUUUGAAUUCAUAUUUCAUAUGUCAUUGCAAAGGUUUAAAAAUGUUGUAUCAUGAUAAUAAAGUAAUAAUUAGUCACCUUCAUAAACCACCCCAAAACAGUUGUGAUAAUUCUUGCAACUGCAGGUAUUGUUCUGAAUGCUUCAGUUGCCACUGCACCAGGAUGAACAGAAUAUGUGGUUACACUAGUGCCUUUUAGUCUAUCGGCUAAUUCUAUGGUAAAUAAUAAGUUGCAGAGUUUACUUCUACAAUAAACUUCGAAAUGGUGACCACUGGCUUCGUAUUUGUUUAGUUGGUUAACAUCAAAGUCUUCGGUGAAUUUUGCUGCAAUCGAACCAACGUUUACAAUGCGUGAAUUUUUAGUUUUUUUCAUUAAAUCUAAAACAGAGUAUAUAAUUUAAUUUUAAAGGCCUAUAGCUCAAUGGUUAUUACCUAACAAUAAGUUAGUAAGUAAAAAGUGUCCAAAAUAAUUAGUUUGCAUUAUCAGCAAAAACCCAUUGUCAGCUUUCAAAUAUCCUCUAAAACCCAUUCCGGCAUUGUUAACUAAAAUGUCCAAUCUUGCUUCGGUUUUGUUAAUAUCCUUGGCAAACUCAAUCACAGAUUCAAAUGUUGACAGAUCCAGAUGUUUGAAGAUAACGUUCUGGUUGUUUGUGGCUUUGACAAUUUUUUCCACUGCUUUUUGGCCUCUUGUUGGGUCUCUGCAGGCCAAUAUUACUCUGGCGCCUCGUUUAGCCAAGUCUUUAGCUGUUUCAUAACCAAUUCCUUGAAAAUUCUAGUGUUAAAGUUAAUAAACAUAAAAAAAAU